This is a messenger RNA of Ipomoea nil (Japanese morning glory), 2340 nucleotides long. Its product is annotated as leucine-rich repeat receptor-like protein kinase PXC1. The coding region runs from base 67 to 2109 and encodes 680 amino acids. The transcript is spliced from 2 exons. The record is from RefSeq and is a predicted model, not a curated record. Gene Ontology annotation, biological process: protein phosphorylation. Gene Ontology annotation, molecular function: ATP binding; protein kinase activity; protein binding. Lineage: Eukaryota; Viridiplantae; Streptophyta; Magnoliopsida; Solanales; Convolvulaceae.
UCACUAACUAAAGAAAACGACAGUCUACACUCUAUUUUUAAAACUGAAUCAGACUUCCCGCUCGUCAUGCUUAAACCAAUGGAACGUUUGUUGUUGUCUCUUAUCCUCUUCUUCUUUUGCUGGUGCUCCACCGCCACCUUCGCCGCCGCGGCAAAUGACACCGCCGUCCUUGCCCUCUUCCGCUCCCAAACCGACCCCCACGCCACUCUCCUCUCCAACUGGACACUUACAUUCAACGCCACCGCCUGCUCCGCCAAUUGGGUCGGCGUAAACUGCACCAACGGCCGCGUCACCGCCCUGUCCCUCCCUUCCCUCAACCUCCGCGGCCCCAUUGACGCCCUCGCUUCCCUCGACCAGCUCCGCCUCCUCGACCUCCGUGAUAACCGCCUCAACGGUUCUCUCGCUCCCAUCACCCACUGUCUCAACCUCAAGCUCAUUUACCUCUCCGGAAAUGACUUUUCCGGUGAAAUACCGGCGGAAAUCUCCUCUCUCCGCCGCCUCCUCCGCCUCGACCUCUCCAACAACAACCUUAAAGGCUCAAUCCCGGCGAAAAUCUCGAACAUUUCACGCCUUCUCACUCUACGGUUACAGAACAAUGAACUCUCCGGAAUUAUCCCGGAAUCCUUGAAUUCUCUCCAGCAACUCACGGAAUUGAAUUUAUCUAACAAUGAGCUGUACGGGAUGCUUCCUCGGAGUUUAUACAAACGCUUCGGCGGGAAUAGCUUCGCCGGAAACGAAGGGCUGUGUGGGUCCCCUCAGCUGCGGUGUUCACACGCCGGACGGCCGUUAAAUUCCUCGUCUUCUCAGACGGUUCCGUCGAAUCCAAGCUCGUUACCGUCAACUCCCACGGCGGCGAUCGAGGAUCCGGGGAAGAAGCACCGGAAAGGGUUGGGUAGGGGAGCGAUUGUAGCCAUUGUGGUGGCGAAUUCCGUGGCGCUUCUGGUAAUCGCGUCGUUCGUGGUGGCGUUCUACUGCGGAAAGUACUCUCGCGAGACGUAUUCUGUCUCCGGGAGCGAGAGCGGCAAGCGGAGGAGCAGCUACUCAAGCGAGAAGAGAGUUUACGCCAACAAUGGCGGCGGCGCCGCCGACAGCGACGGCACCACUGCCACCGAUCGCAGCAGGCUCGUGUUCUUCGACCGGAGGAAGCAAUUCGAGCUUGAGGAACUGCUCCGAGCAUCGGCGGAGAUGCUGGGCAAGGGCAGCUUGGGAACCGUCUACAAGGCGGCUCUCGACGACGGCCGGACGGUGGCCGUGAAAAGGCUGAAAGACGCAAAUCCUUGUGCCAGGAAAGAGUUUGAGCAGUACAUGGAUGUGAUUGGGAGGCUUAAACAUCCCAACAUUGUAAAGCUCAGAGCUUACUAUUAUGCCAAGGAAGAAAAACUUCUUGUCUAUGAUUAUCUACCAAAUGGAAGCUUACACUCCCUUCUUCAUGCCAAUAGAGGGCCGGGGAGAAUUCCAUUGGAUUGGACAACAAGAAUUGGGUUGGUGUUGGGGGCAGCAAGGGGACUGGCACACAUUCAUGAAGAAUAUGAAGAAUCAAGAAUCCCCCAUGGGAAUGUGAAGUCAUCAAAUGUGUUGCUAGACAAGAAUGGGGUUGCCUGCAUCUCAGAUUUCGGGUUGUCGUUGCUUCUGAACCCCGUCCACGCCAUAGCCAGAUUGGGAGGGUACAAGGCCCCAGAACAGGCAGAAAUCAAGAGGCUAUCACAGAAAGCAGAUGUGUACAGCUUCGGGGUUCUGCUGCUGGAAGUGCUGACAGGGAGGGCUCCUUCUCAGUACCCUUCUCCGACACGGCCAAGGGUGGCGGCAGAGGAGGAGGAGAUGGCGGUGGAUCUGCCGAAAUGGGUGAGAUCAGUGGUGAGGGAUGAGUGGACAGCUGAGGUGUUUGAUCAAGAACUGCUGAGGUACAAGAACAUUGAGGAAGAACUGGUGUCAAUGCUGCAUAUUGCAUUGGCUUGUGUGGUUCAGCAGCCUGAGAAAAGGCCUGCCAUGGCUGAAGUUGCUAAGCUCAUAGAGGAGAUCAGGGUGGUGCAAUCUCCUUUGGGCGAAGACUAUGACGAAUCGCGCAAUUCGAUCUCGCCAUCUCUUGCCACCACCGAGGAUGGAAUGUAAUGGCAUAUAUGAUAUGAUUUCCGGUUUCCACUUAGGUCUGCAAUAACAUGUUGCCAUGUAAUAUUUGUUUGCUUCAUUUGUGUAAUUCCUUUGUUGUGCUGCAUUUGGGAAGAUGAGCUGAUCUAGCCUAGAUAGCAGGUGGUCAAGAAACCAGAUCCCAUGAUUUCAAUGUAAUUCUUUGCAUUCUAAAUUCUACUCCGGAUCCUUUUUCUUGGAUUCUUGGUUUGAGCA